AUGGAGUGGCAAUUUAUAAAGGAGAUGCUUUAUGGACUUCAGUUUCUAAUUCCAUUUGUCAAACUGAUCAUGCAAUGUAUCUCAACACCUAGGUUCUCUCUGAUGUUCAAUGGAACUCUCCAUGGUUUCUUUGAAUCUAAGAGAGGCUUAAGACAAGGGGAUCCUAUAUCUCCAUUACUAUUUGUAAUAAGAAUGGAGCAUCUAUCUAGACUGAUGGCGAAAGUUGGAGACAAGGAAGACUUUUGUUUUCAUGAUAGAUGCACUGAGCUCAAAUUGAACCACCUUGCUUUUGCAGAUGAUGUAAUAUUAUUCAGCAAAGGGAAUGAGAGAAGUGUCAGGUACCUGUUGCAAGCUCUUAAGCUUUUCUCUGUCACCUCAGGAUUGCAACCAAGUCCUACAAAAAUUGCAUUAUAUUGCAGUAACAUGGAGCAAACUGUAGUAGAGAGGCUGCUGAAACUUUCUAGUUUUUCAAGACAGAAUUUGCCUUUUACUUACUUGGGAAUACCUAUCAAUGCAAAGAGAAUAUCAGGAAGAGAAUGUGAGAUACUGAUAGAGAAGAUGACUGCCAGAAUUAGGAGUUGGAGUUCGAGGAACUUGUCUUUUGCAGAGAGAACAGUUUUGAUAAAUUUUGUCCUAAUGGCGAUUCAAGCAUACUGGAGUCAAAUUCUUAUCUUACCAAAGAGAAUAAUUAGAGGCACUGAAGCAGUUUUCAUAGCUUAUCUUUGGAAAGGGCAAUCAAUGUUUCAGGGAGCUGGAGCAAUCAAUUGA
Molecule: messenger RNA, 768 nt
Organism: Cannabis sativa
Lineage: Eukaryota; Viridiplantae; Streptophyta; Magnoliopsida; Rosales; Cannabaceae
Exons: 1
Coding region: 1-768 (255 amino acids)
Source: RefSeq, a predicted model, not a curated record